GGAAAGGAGGCUGCUAAAUUAGGGUUUUCCUGAAAGAAGUAGAAAACAGCAAAAGAAUGGAAGGAAUCACAGAGGGAGUGAACAAGAUGAGUGUCUCAGAGACGCAAAAGAAGAACAGAAUCCAAGUUUCUAACACUAAGAAAUCACUCUUCUUUUAUGUUAACCUAUCAAAGAGGUACAUGCAACAGUACAAUGAAGUGGAACUCUCUGCUCUUGGGAUGGUUAUUUCAACAGUGGCUACCAUUGCUGAAAUUCUGAAGAACAAUGGAUUUGCUGUUGAGAAGAAGAUCAAGACACUCACUGUGGACAUGAGGGACGAACCAGGAGCCCGACCAAUACCAAAAGCAAAGAUUGAAAUAGUGUUGGGCAAGACUGAGAAGUUUGAUGAGUUAAUGGCUGCAGAAGCAGAGCAAAACGGGGACAAUGAGGAGCAGCAGAACUGAUUAUUUCCACAUCUGUUCUCUUUCCUGACGAUUUAAGUUAUUCCAGUCUAUACUGCAUUCAGCUGUUGGGUUGUCUAUGGCCUUUAAUUAGAUCUGUUGGAAAGUU
Solanum verrucosum is the source of this 549-nucleotide messenger RNA. RefSeq lists its product as uncharacterized. NCBI's taxonomy places the organism in Eukaryota, Viridiplantae, Streptophyta, Magnoliopsida, Solanales, Solanaceae. Bases 57 to 443 code for a protein of 128 amino acids. The record is from RefSeq and is a predicted model, not a curated record. The transcript has a single exon. Gene Ontology annotation, molecular function: RNA binding. Gene Ontology annotation, cellular component: nucleus.